ACGGCAAAAGUAUCGCUCGGAGAAUAAAAUUAAUAAAAACGUUUAAAAAUGGCAGCGAUUGUUAAAUAAUUUGCACCGAGUAGGACACACUUAGCUGGCCACGCGGUCAACAUGCAUCGACCGAAUUGGAUGCCCCUCGUCAGCCAGCUCUUCCUGGUUCUGCUGAUCUUCGCGAAUGGCCAGAGCGUCUGGGGCAGGACUGCCAAGCGGUCAGAUGUCUAUAUCGCUGGCUUCUUUCCGUAUGGGGACGGCGUGGAAAACUCGUACACUGGUCGCGGGGUUAUGCCCAGCGUAAAGCUGGCCCUGGGACAUGUCAACGAGCACGGCAAGAUAUUGGCCAACUACAGACUGCACAUGUGGUGGAACGACACGCAGUGCAAUGCCGCCGUGGGUGUAAAGUCCUUCUUUGACAUGAUGCACUCUGGUCCCAACAAGGUGAUGCUCUUUGGAGCAGCCUGCACCCACGUCACUGAUCCGAUUGCCAAGGCCAGCAAGCACUGGCAUCUCACCCAGCUCAGCUACGCUGACACCCAUCCUAUGUUCACCAAGGAUGCGUUUCCAAACUUCUUUCGGGUGGUCCCUUCCGAGAAUGCCUUUAAUGCGCCACGCCUGGCUCUCCUCAAGGAAUUCAACUGGACGCGGGUAGGCACUGUGUACCAGAAUGAGCCGCGGUAUUCCCUGCCCCAUAAUCACAUGGUGGCCGACUUGGAUUCCAUGGAGGUGGAGGUGGUGGAGACCCAGAGCUUUGUAAACGAUGUAGCCGAGUCCUUGAAGAAGUUAAGGGAAAAGGAUGUGAGAAUCAUUAUGGGCAACUUCAAUGAGCACUUUGCAAGGAAAGCCUUCUGUGAGGCCUACAAACUGGAUAUGUAUGGUCGAGCCUACCAGUGGCUAAUCAUGGCAACGUACUCCACCGAGUGGUGGAAUGUGACCCAGGACAGCGAAUGCACCGUAGAAGAGAUAUCCACGGCUCUGGAGGGCGCUAUUCUGGUGGAUCUACUGCCUCUGUCCACGAGUGGCGACAUCACAGUGGCGGGAAUUACUGCUGAUGAAUACCUGGUGGAAUACGACCGUCUGAGAGGCACCGAGUACUCCCGGUUUCACGGGUAUACCUACGAUGGAAUCUGGGCAGCCGCUCUGGCUAUACAAUAUGUGGCCGAGAAACGUGAAGAUCUUCUGAGCCACUUCGACUACCGCGUCAAGGACUGGGAGAGUGUAUUUCUGGAGGCCCUGCGGAAUACCUCCUUCGAGGGAGUGACGGGACCUGUUCGCUUUUACAAUAACGAGCGGAAGGCCAACAUUUUGAUAAACCAAUUUCAGUUGGGCCAAAUGGAGAAAAUUGGCGAAUACCACUCCCAGAAAUCGCAUUUGGAUCUGAGUCUUGGCAAGCCUGUUCGAUGGGUGGGCAAGACCCCACCCAAGGACAGAACUCUGAUUUAUAUAGAACACAGCCAGGUUAAUCCCACCAUUUACAUAGUAUCGGCCAGUGCUUCGGUUAUAGGUGUGAUUAUAGCCACGGUGUUUCUGGCCUUCAACAUCAAGUACCGCAACCAAAGGUAUAUCAAAAUGUCUAGCCCGCAUCUGAACAACCUUAUCAUAGUUGGCUGUAUGCUGACCUAUUUGAGCAUUAUUUUCCUGGGUCUGGACACCACCUUGAGUAGUGUUGCUGCUUUUCCGUACAUUUGCACGGCCAGAGCCUGGAUAUUAAUGGCAGGCUUCAGUCUUAGUUUUGGUGCCAUGUUCUCGAAAACCUGGAGAGUCCACUCUAUUUUCACCGACCUGAAGUUGAACAAGAAAGUAAUAAAGGACUAUCAGCUGUUUAUGGUUGUGGGUGUCCUGCUGGCCAUAGACAUAGCCAUAAUAACCACCUGGCAGAUAGCGGAUCCUUUCUACAGAGAAACGAAGCAGUUGGAACCGAGGCACCAUGAGAACAUUGAUGACGUCUUGGUGAUUCCUGAAAACGAAUACUGUCAAUCCGAGCACAUGACCAUUUUCGUGAGCAUUAUCUAUGCCUACAAAGGCCUCCUACUGGUCUUUGGUGCAUUUUUGGCCUGGGAAACACGCCAUGUUUCCAUACCCGCAUUGAACGAUUCCAAGCACAUUGGUUUCUCGGUCUACAAUGUUUUCAUCACCUGCUUGGCUGGAGCGGCUAUAUCUUUGGUUCUUUCGGAUCGCAAGGAUUUAGUUUUUGUCUUACUCUCGUUUUUUAUCAUUUUUUGUACGACAGCCACUUUGUGUUUGGUGUUCGUACCGAAACUGGUGGAGCUGAAGAGAAAUCCCCAGGGUGUGGUGGACAAGAGGGUGCGAGCCACUCUGAGGCCCAUGUCCAAAAACCGGCGGGACUCUUCCGUUUGCGAGCUAGAGCAGCGCCUCCGGGAUGUGAAGAACACAAACUGCCGCUUCCGCAAGGCUCUAAUGGAAAAGGAGAACGAGCUGCAGGCCCUGAUCCGCAAAAUAGGGCCGGAGGCUCGGAAGUGGAUUGACGGCGUAACCUGCACCGGAGGUGGGGGCUCCAACGGCGCAAGUGAGCUUGAGCCCAUCCUAAGCGAUGACAUCGCCAGAUUGUCGGCUCCUCCGGUGAGGAGGGAAAUGCCAAGCACUACAGAAGUUACUGAACUGACAUCCGUGGAUAGCGUAACCUCCACCCACGUGGAUAUGGACAACUCCUUCGUAUCUGUACAGUCGACUGCCGUGGCUCCCUCCUUGCCUCCGAAAAAGAAAAAACAGUCUAUUGUGGAACACCAUUCUCAUGGCCCAGCUGCCACCAUGAUGCAACCCAUUCAGCAGCAGCUGCAACAGCAUCUGCAGCAGCAGCAGCAAAUGCAACAGCAACACCAGCAGCAGCAACACCAACAAAUGCAGCAACAGCAGCACCAGCAACAGCAUCACCGCCAUUUGGAGAAACGAAACUCGGUGUCGGCCCAAACGGAUGACAAUAUUGGAAGCAUAACCAGCACUGCCGGAAAAAGGAGUACGAGCGGGGACUGCCCCAAUCUCCGGGAGCGGCGCCAGUCCAACGCGUCCCGGCACUACGACAGUGGCAGUCAAACACCAACGGCCAGGCCCAAGUACAGUAGUUCGCACCGAAACUCCUCCACGAACAUUUCCACCUCCCAGUCCGAGCUGAGCAACAUGUGCCCGCAUGUGUCCAAGCCCAGUACUCCGGGGGUGAUGAAGACUCCCACUACUUCCGACCAUCGUCGCACCAGUAUGGGCUCCGCUCUUAAGUCCAACUUCGUGGUCUCCCAGAGCGACCUCUGGGACACACACACGCUCUCCCACGCCAAGCAGCGCCAAUCGCCGCGGAACUAUGCCAGUCCCCAGCGCUGCACGGAGCACCAUGGUCACAGCAUUGGCAUGGCCUACGACCCCAACACCACCUCGCCGAUCCAGCGGUCCGUGUCUGAGAAGAAUCGAAACAAGCACCGGCCGAAGCCGCAAAAGGGCACCGUCUGCCAGAGCGAGACGGACAGCGAGCGGGAGCGGGACCCUCCGCCGCAGAUCAUCAGGGCGGAGCAGUGCGCUGUGCCCCGGAAGCUGAGCCGCAACUCAAACAUUCAGUACGCUGCCCACCACCACAGCUCGCCGAACGUGGCGCCGGCGGAGAAGCAGAGGGGCAAGCAGCGCGGAGGCAAGCACGAGAGCAGCAGCAUCUUCGGGGCCAGUAGCGAGACAGAACUCCUCGAGGGCGAGACGGCAAUCCUGCCCAUCUUUCGGAAACUGCUCACCGAGAAGAGCCCCAACUAUCGGGGCCGCAGUGUUGUGGGCCAGAGCUGUCCGAAUAUAUCCAUAAAAUGCGAUAUCGUCGAGUACUUGUAGGGGGAUUGAUUAUGUAAUAGCCGAGAAACUCCUAUUCGUUAGAUCCAGUUAAAGUGUAAAGACUAUCCUUGUUUUUCGCUCGUUAUGCAUCUACAUUUCUAGGUGAGGUGGCGACACACCGUUUUAGAGAACUAGUAGCAAAUGACAUGAGAUUUGUUAGUUGACAAAUA
Molecule: messenger RNA, 3986 nt
Organism: Drosophila bipectinata
Lineage: Eukaryota; Metazoa; Arthropoda; Insecta; Diptera; Drosophilidae
Gene: GABA-B-R2
Product: gamma-aminobutyric acid type B receptor subunit 2
Biological process (GO): G protein-coupled receptor signaling pathway; gamma-aminobutyric acid signaling pathway
Cellular component (GO): G protein-coupled receptor heterodimeric complex; membrane
Molecular function (GO): G protein-coupled GABA receptor activity
Source: RefSeq, a predicted model, not a curated record